This is a messenger RNA of Paramecium tetraurelia, 210 nucleotides long. RefSeq lists its product as uncharacterized. The record is from RefSeq and is a predicted model, not a curated record. Lineage: Eukaryota; Ciliophora; Oligohymenophorea; Peniculida; Parameciidae. The transcript has a single exon.
AUGAAUUAUAUACUGAAACAUUAAAUCAUUGAACUUUAUGGCAAUGUUGUUGGAAUUAUCUUAUAAAGAAGUGUUCCCAAUCCCAAUUAAUGUCCAAAUGAAAUAAGAUAGUAAGUAACACAGAAAUCACUAUGUAGAGCAAAGCCUAAACCUAGACAUAAUACUCCAAUAGAGAUGGAUAAAUAUUUCUUAACUUAAAUGUACUUCUGA